AUGCUAGGAGUAUCCCGUUUCACGCAAGUGAGGCACGGGAUUCGAAGUUCUCUCCUACGUCAACGAUCGAAGAUUAGAGACGCCGCCGCGUUUGCCAAGGAAAGUAGAAUAAAGUGGGCCGGACACGUGAUGCGCUUUAAUGACAACCGUUGGACCACCAGAGCCGUGAGCGACUGGGUUCCCUGCGGUAUUAAGCGCACUUCAAGAAGAUCGCCGACCCGAUGGUCAGAUUUCUUCACAAAGUCCUUCAAAGAAAAAUAUGAUGCUCCUCGUGUCCCACGCGAAAAGAGGAACCACUGGGCUACUCUGGCACGCGAUCGGGACAAAUGGAAGAAUUACUGGCGCCCGCUCGACCAGUUCGAAGAUCAACGGGAGUCAAGGUAA
This is a messenger RNA of Necator americanus (New World hookworm), 384 nucleotides long. RefSeq lists its product as uncharacterized. NCBI's taxonomy places the organism in Eukaryota, Metazoa, Nematoda, Chromadorea, Rhabditida, Ancylostomatidae. The transcript has a single exon. The coding region runs from base 1 to 384 and encodes 127 amino acids. The record is from RefSeq and is a predicted model, not a curated record.